AUGUACUAUAAAUGUGCUUGUGAGAAUAUGAUUAAUAGAACAUGUAUGCGACCUGGAGACAUUCUCACGACUUCAAAUGGAAAGACUAUUGAGGUUAACAACACUGAUGCAAUUGGUUCAGGUGUUGAUGGGUAUGACGAAAAUUCUCUCCAAAUCAAACUUCUCCUUCUUGCACUUACAUGCAUUGCUGCAAUUGUUGGGCUUUUAGGUUUGGACCAGAGCUACCCAGGGCAGUCAAAAUAUGGUCAUUCUGAUGGGAAUUAUACUGAAACAGAGAAGGGUGACAAAAAAAGCUUUGAUGAUAAUGCUUCAAAAGCUGAUUGUUUAGUCAUGUACCGAAAACGUCAAUGUCAUUUGAUAGAAAUGUUGUAUUUUGGAGAUUCCAAUUCUCAUUAUUCAGUUGAAAAUUAUGUUCAUGAUGAUAUUAAUUUUGUGAUUCCGCCGAAACCACCUGAUCAGAUUGUUACUGGGUUUUUAUGUUGUGGAGAAAGUGAAUUCCAAAGGAUCGUGGAAGAUGGAAAUGAUAAACAAAAUAGACCAAAAUCCAACAAUGAAGAAGAUGUCAUAAACCAAUUACCAGAAGGAAUUCCUUAA
Messenger RNA from Vicia faba (fava bean), 594 nucleotides. NCBI's taxonomy places the organism in Eukaryota, Viridiplantae, Streptophyta, Magnoliopsida, Fabales, Fabaceae. The record is from the annotation of a GenBank genome assembly.